Messenger RNA from Plectropomus leopardus (leopard coralgrouper), 371 nucleotides. Lineage: Eukaryota; Metazoa; Chordata; Actinopteri; Perciformes; Serranidae. The record is from RefSeq and is a predicted model, not a curated record.
UAUUUUCUGACACUAACGUUAUUUUUGUCUUUGUUUCAGACUUCGACAGGUUGGAAUUUUGCCCAAAAGAAACUCAACUCAGAUACUUCGAGCGGCAGUUCGAUCUGGCCGAGGAGACGCGGCUGCCCAUGUUCCUCCACUGCAGGAGCUCCCAUCAGGAGUUCGUCGACAUCAUGAAGAGGAACAGAGACCGAUGUGUCGGAGGAGUGGUUCACUCUUUCGACGGGACGGCGGAGGACGCUGCUGCCCUCGUUGAUCUGGACCUCUACAUCGGGAUCAACGGAUGCUCCUUGAAAACGGAGGCAAACAUCGAAGCCAUGAAGUCCGUCCCCGCCGAGAGACUCAUGAUAGAAACAGGUGAGACACAGACG